Molecule: messenger RNA, 1058 nt
Organism: Monomorium pharaonis (pharaoh ant)
Lineage: Eukaryota; Metazoa; Arthropoda; Insecta; Hymenoptera; Formicidae
Product: transmembrane protein 50A
Exons: 4
Coding region: 105-578 (157 amino acids)
Biological process (GO): protein targeting to vacuole; late endosome to vacuole transport via multivesicular body sorting pathway
Source: RefSeq, a predicted model, not a curated record
GUGAAUGUUGUGUAUAUUGAUACCUGUCACGCGUAUACGGUUAGCUACUCGACCCAACUGAAAGUCAGCAAAUUUACCUGCGUUUUUCGAAAGGCGUGGCGAGGAUGACGUCCUGUUUCGAGAAUAUGCAGGUGCCGUCCUGCAUCUGGUUCGAAGGUGGUGAGAAGAGGAACGCGCUCGUCUCGAUGCUCGCGGGCAUACUGUUUUUCGUGGGAUGGUGGUUUAUAAUAGAUGCUCAUGCAAAAUAUCCGAGUGAAAUGGCAAAUGCAUACCAUGUUUGUGGAGUAUUUGGUACCAUAUCGCUCUUCAUGGUCAAUUCAGUAACAAAUGCACAGAUAAGAGGAGAAGCUUACAAUGGUGGUUGUUUAGGAGCAAGAGGAGCUCGGAGUUGGCUGUUUAUUGGAUUUGUUAUGGGAUUUGCAGCAGUAAUAGCAGCCUGUUGGAUCUUAUUUGCCAACUUUGUAGCAGCAGGCGCAGUACAUCAUUGGCCAGGAGUAGGAUUGUUCCUACAAAAUAUAUUUAUUUUUCUGGGUUCGCUCACAUAUAAAUUUGGUCGAUCCGAAGAUCAAUGGGGUUAAUAGAUGUGUGCUAUUGACGGAAAAUGUUUUUAUCACCAUAUAGUAAAAUCAUACACUAAGCGGAACAAACUUGAGACGUCAACAUAUACUUUGUACUGCUUCGAACGUGAAAUCCAUUUUGGUCACAGAAAAUAAUUCUUAUUAUAAUAAGCAUUUCCAUAUACAUGCGAUAAUUUUUAUUUAUAUUCACUAGAAUUGUGGACACAGCAAUUACAAGUUCUAAUUAUAGAUUUACUGUAAAAAUAAGCAGACUAGAUUAUCGACUUUUAUGUGAUAGAGUUAUAUACUACUUAUGCUACGCUAGUAACGUUAAAUCACAUCAGUAACUUUUUGAUCUGUGCAUUUUCAAAUCCUGUAUGUAUAUAUCUUACUUGUUGUUUAGUUAUUGGUAUUUUAUAUUUGAUACUUACACAAGAAAGAUAAUCAUAACUAUCUGAUGAAUUAAAGUUAAAUAAAUAUACUACGUUCCAAGAAAAAACA